This is a messenger RNA of Fopius arisanus, 4451 nucleotides long. RefSeq names its product RNA polymerase III subunit G (gene Polr3G). Lineage: Eukaryota; Metazoa; Arthropoda; Insecta; Hymenoptera; Braconidae. Bases 120 to 776 code for a protein of 218 amino acids. Gene Ontology annotation, biological process: transcription by RNA polymerase III. The record is from RefSeq and is a predicted model, not a curated record. Gene Ontology annotation, cellular component: RNA polymerase III complex. The transcript has 2 exons.
AGAGUUAUUUAUGAUAAAGCUGCUUUUGCAGCUAAACAAGAGGAAGUUGAGAAAAAAGAAAAUAAGGAAUUGAUUAAGGAAAAGGCCUGAUAAUAACCUGAAGGAUUAAAAAUAAAACGAUGGCAGGACGUGGUCGAGGUGGCCGUGCACCCCAGUUAUCCCUCAAUGCUGAGCAAUUUGGUUUUGGAAAAGGAGAGGAAAAAAUUGCACUUCCUCCAGUUCUCCAGCCACCACUGAAAUACCCACCUAUGGAAUACAAGGCUCCACCUUUUCAGCUAACCGUCGAGCUAUCUUAUCUCCUCCAGUUGAAACGCGACUUCGGUGAGGCCCUGAGAGAAUCCCCCAACAAUGUUCAACCGAUAGCCGUGAAGAAAGACAUUGAGAGGUAUUCAGAUAGAUACCAGGACAUGAUGGUAGACAAAUCGACAUACGAGCAGCGUUACGACUGGAACAAAUUCCCGAAGGAGUUGAAACCCGGCGGAAGGAAACGAAAGGCUAAAAAGUCUCAGGUGGAGCCCAAGAUAAAAAAGGAGGUGGAUGUGGAGAAGAAGCUCCAGGAGCUUGAGAAGAAAGAGGUUACUCAGAAGAGUGAUGAUGAGGAUGAGAAGGGCGAUCAGGAUGGAGAGGAAAAGGAUGGCGAUGAGGCUGUAGAGGAUGAGGAGGCUGAGGUCGACGAGGAGAUGGACGAUGGUACUGAUUAUGUUAAUAAUUAUUUCGACAAUGGCGAGGGGUAUGAGGAUGAAGACGACAAUCUUGAUGAUGGUCCAAUUUAUUGAUUUCUAGAAAAAAAUGUGAUUGCAAUUUGUAUUCAAAGUGUUCGGUGAAAACGAUUUUCGACAAAUCUAUCCAGCGCUUUUAUGUACGUGUAAAUACUUGAUUCUAUCAUAAAAUAAAAUAAAAAUUUACAUACUAAUGGUUGUCUAUAAAUUUUGUAGAAAAAUGAAUUUACCUUUGUGAGAAUAUUCCAUCAGUUAAAGAACGCUCUACUGGAUAGUCUUCUUAUUUCAUUCAAUGAUAGAACAAUAAAGCUUUUUCAAGAGGAAAUAUUGAGGUCCAAUUAACUGUAUUGUUCACCAAUUGAAAUCUAAUAUCUUGAAUUGCUCAUUUUUUUGCCGAGUCGCAGGAAGCUUCGGCGUGUCUUUAUUACGAGUAUUUCAAUUUCUAAUAAUAUAUUAUAUACGUAGCCAUACUAAUUUAUUUUUGUUUCAUUUUUCCCCCCUCUGCCUCAAUUUAUCAAUUCCCAAUAUUGUUAUUAAUGAAUGAUUCUUCAAUUAAAUUUAGUUAUUUGACCGCAAAUGGAGGGGAAUUGUGGUUCUCAGAGGGAAUGAACGCGAAAAUAGGACACAGAUUAUUUUCUCAUGUCGCUGGUAUUAUUAAUUUUUUUAGUUCACUUUACGUCUAUACGUAUCAUUGAAGCAUUUGUUAACACUUUAUAUCCACUGCAUUCCGAAUUAAUUGCAAAAUAAUGACGACAAUAAUUUUCUUUUCUUCGCUUAAAUGUGCUUACAUAAUAUAUCAAUGUUUCCUGACUCCAACGGCUCAUUCAUAUUAUCAACGAUAACGUGAAAUAUCGUAUCAAAUGUAAUUAACGUGAAAUGAUAGACUCAGUCAUGUUGAUUAUAUAUUUCUUCACUUUGUUAUUUUGUUUCUUCUUUUAUUUAUGCAUGCCCACUCCGUUGACUGUUUUGCAAAAUAUGAGAAACAAUUUUGUUUAUCUUUUUUUCAUAAAAAUCCCAUCACAUGAUUAAUUAAUUACCCUGCACCAAACAAAUUCGUGUACACACGAGUGAGGCCUUCAUUUGUUUAAAAAGAUUCUCAUCAUCACAUUUGUUUCAAUAAUUGUUUCAAUACAUAUUUUUUUCAAUGAAUAAUAUUAUAUACACUAGUUGAAAGUAUUCGGAAAGAAGAGUAAAUUCUUUCAUUAAGUUGAAUAAAAAGAUAAUUUGAAAUUUAUCAAAAUCAAACGUAAUACAUAUGAUUAUAUAUGAUGAUAGAAUAAUUUGAACUAUCGUAAGUAUAAAAUUAACCGAAAAUCCAUGGACUAAAAUUGACGCAAUAUUAUUACUAUACCAUCAUCUCCUUAUUCGCCAUAAUAAUCAGAAUUAAACAAUACACUCAAUCGUGGCAAAUUCGUUGUACCUCGUGCUCUUAAACUCUUAAAUCUCCGUAUAAACAUCAAAAUCAACAAUACAUUAUUUGGUGAUGUAAGUGCGCAUCAAUUAUUCUCGUAUUUUCGCAAAACAGUUCGGCCAAUAUGAAUCACUCUCGCCUAUUAAACCAUCAAUCAAUCUCCCAUGUUUAUUGAAUUAUUUAAAUGUAUAUAAUUGUCAUAUUGUAAUAUGUUCUAUCUAUUUAUAAUAGGCGUUUACAGACUAAGGCGGGGAGGGACGCAGAAAGAAAUCCCGGGUUUGCCUUAUUUAAUGUUUUUCUUUGUCGCUCUUGUGAUUUAUCUUUUCAUUAUCGUUAAGAAAAAAAUUGUUUACAAUUACUUUAAUGUUAAACUUUGAGUAAUUACCUCUCUGUGGCUUUGUUCUUGCACCUCGAUCGAUUGCGAUAAAAACUACACGUAACUCCCAUUGAAUUUAAAUCAAAAUGGGAUUAUCACUCUCAGGAGAAAUAAUCGUUUUUAGAUAAAACUCUGGAUCAGAGUCGGGUGAUUUAAUGCCAUUCUUCUGGAAAAUAUCUACGUGUCCAGCACGCAGUCCAAUCCAUUUCAUAUUUUCAUUGUCAUUAUCUAGAAACGAUCAAAUCACUUACAAACGUGAAUUAAAAUUCAAUGAUUAAUAAAAACGAGCCCGAUGGUUACAGUGGUCUCAGAAAUACUCAGGGCAGUUUACUAUAAAUUCAGACGAAUUUUUUCUUGCUUCAUUUUUGUCACAGGAGCGCAGGACAAUCGGUGCCUAGAAAAUUCGGACGGGCAGUGUGAGCUCGCGAGGUGCAUUCGAACGGAGUUUUCAAUUAUUUUUAUAUAUACCUUUUGUUCUCAAGGAGCUGUGUUGUGUGGAAUUUUUAUCAAUGAAGUGAACUGAGGAAUUUGAAUUUCGAGUUCUGUCAUUCUGGUGAAUAUCUUGGGAAUUUCACCAAUUCCAUCUCACAUUUACGCUUGAGGAAUUCAGAACAACAAACUCAAACAUGUAAUUAUCCUUUUUUCCUUCUCCCCUCAUUUGUGAGGAGUUAAAUAAAAUGAGUAAUGACAGUCACUCGAUUAGUUCCUCGAAGCUAGACGCAUAAUAUCAAUAAUAGAUCUAAAUCAUACGAUAUCAUUUUCUUGAAAGAAAAAAAAAAAUUAAGAAAGCUCAAAGGUGUAGAGUGCUUUAAACAAUCUCACGGGGACAAUAUUCUUAUGAUUUCUAACUCAUUAUUCAUACAACCUCUAACUCAUUAAAUCACCCGCUAAUCUCCUCGUAAUCUCCCUGCAUCCUACCUUCACCGAAUUCCAUCAGUCGAUUAUUGAGUUUUUAUGGUUUCAAUUGUUCUCCUGUCUUAUGCAGUUUUAAUUAUUCUCAAAUCACUACUGUUGGUUGGAUUUCAAUUAGUUAAAUCAUUUUUAUAGACUUUUGGACGUGGAAUCUGGAUGGAGUGUGGUGUACUGGUGUAUCUUGAUGCGCGUGAGAAAAAAAAUUCAUCAUUCUCAUCGAGUAUGAAACUUACCCUCCACCCUUCAAUCCUCAAUCUUCAUCAAUUACUCCCGUCCCUAUCGAUUCAAGCCAGUAUUAUUUUCUUUAUUUUGUUUAAUUUCUUUUUUUCAUUACCUAUCUCACUCCCUUGAGAAAACAGUCUCAGCGUUGACUAGUAAAAAAACUCCAGUAUUACCUUCAGCCUCUAGACUACCAGACAUAACUACAGAAAUCACCCGAACGCUUUAUUUUUAUUUCUUCGUUUGACCUCAAGGGAUUUUCCACAUGGAUUUGCCAUUCUCUGUCUUCAUUUAGUCACUUAUCUUGCUGACUCCUUCUCCCAUCGAGCAUUCUCCUCGAACGUCAAUACUCAUUAAUAAAAUCAAUGAACCGGAGAUAAAAUCAUGCAGGUAAAUCAGGUAGCGCCUCGUAUCUAAUCUGAGGGACAAGUACAUCCUCAAAAAUCCAAUAAUAUAUAUAAUUAAAAAAUCAAACCUAAAUGCAUCAAAAAACAUUGUGAGACGGAAUGUAAUGCAGCGUUCGAUCGAUCUCUCCAAUCUAUCCUUGACUCUCUUUCCAUGAAUGAUAUUUAUUUCGUAUCAUAUUUCUCACUUUAUCGCAGUGCAAUGCUAUCUAUUAUUUAUCGAAUAAAUCAUUGUUAACCGGUUGCUCCCUGCGUCUGGAGCUAAUCAAAUCGUGAUCACUCGUCCGUACGACGCAAUCGAUGCUAAUAAUCACCAACCGAAAUAUCCUCCCCAAUGAAUCCGCUUAAUCGAUACUCCUGAUGAAAAUGGAUUUCAAUUAACAAAAAUAAUUUCCACGCGUUUGUCAAAA